Molecule: messenger RNA, 939 nt
Organism: Microtus oregoni (creeping vole)
Lineage: Eukaryota; Metazoa; Chordata; Mammalia; Rodentia; Cricetidae
Product: olfactory receptor 6C3-like
Exons: 1
Coding region: 1-939 (312 amino acids)
Biological process (GO): G protein-coupled receptor signaling pathway
Cellular component (GO): membrane
Molecular function (GO): G protein-coupled receptor activity; olfactory receptor activity
Source: RefSeq, a predicted model, not a curated record
AUGAGAAACCACUCUGUGAUUACAGAGUUUGUGCUCUUGGGCAUUUCAGACACACCAGAGCUUCAGGCUGUAAUUUUUUUCUUUUUAUUCAUUGCUUACAUAUUAAGUGUGUGUGGAAACCUAACCAUCAUCACCCUCACCUUGCUUGACUCUCGCUUAAAGAUGCCUAUGUAUUUCUUCCUCCGGAAUUUCUCCUUCUUAGAAAUUAUAUUUACCAGUGUUUCCAUUCCUAGAUUUUUGGAGUCAAUAGUUACGAAAGUUAAGAGCAUUUCCUACAACAACUGUUUGGCUCAGUUAUUUUUCUUCAUCUCCAUGGGAGUGUCUGAGUUCUUUCUUCUAACUGCUAUGUCUUAUGAUCGCUAUGUCGCCAUCUGCAAGCCACUGCAUUACACCGUCAUCAUGAGUCAGAAAGUCUGUGCCCUGCUUGUCCUCACCUCGUGGCUGGGAGGGUUUCUGACCAUCUUCCCGCUGCUCAUGUUAUUCCUCAAGUUAGAUUUUUGUGCUUCGAAUGUCAUUGACCAUUUCUGCUGUGACUACUUCCCCAUUUUACAACUGUCAUGCUCAGAUACAUGGUUUUUAGAAACAAUUGGUUUUUAUUUUGCCUUUAUCACUUUGUUGUUCACACUGGCCCUAGUGAUCUUGUCAUACAUCUACAUCAUCAGCACCAUCCUGAGGUUCCCAUCUGCCAGCCAGAGGGAAAAGGCUUUCUCCACCUGCUCCUCCCACACGAUUGUCAUCUCCAUCUCGUAUGGAAGCUGCAUCUUCAUGUACGUCAAACCUUCUGCCAAUGAACGGGCAUCGCUGACCAAAGGGGUGGCUGUUCUCAACACUUCAAUUGCUCCCAUGUUGAACCCUUUCAUUUACACGUUGAGAAAUCAACAAGUCAAACAAGCCUUCAAGGAUUUGAUUAAUAAAGUAAUGUUUCGUAGAAACAAAUGA